This is a messenger RNA of Anopheles coustani, 321 nucleotides long. RefSeq names its product cuticle protein 16.5-like. The transcript is spliced from 2 exons. The record is from RefSeq and is a predicted model, not a curated record. The coding region runs from base 1 to 321 and encodes 106 amino acids. Lineage: Eukaryota; Metazoa; Arthropoda; Insecta; Diptera; Culicidae.
AUGUCUGCCAAAAUUGUGAUCUGCCUGGCUGUGUGCGUCUUCGGAGCUGCUUCCGCUGGCGUUGUGCCCGUCGCUGCACCCCUUGCGGCGGCCGGAUACGUCGCCCCGUACGCCACCUCCUACAACGCACACACCGUCAAUCACGCCGUGGCGGCACCAGUUGUGGCGGCUGCUCCGGCCGUAGUGGCCGCCGCUCCGGCUGCUCGGCUUUUGGCCGCCCCCGCCGCUCCUGCCCUCGCCUACACUGCCGCUGGUCUGCCCGCCUUCGGUGCCUACAGCCCGUACACCGCUCUGCCAGCUCCCUACCCGUAUCUGUUCUAA